Messenger RNA from Aspergillus ruber CBS 135680, 640 nucleotides. RefSeq lists its product as uncharacterized. The record is from RefSeq and is a predicted model, not a curated record. Bases 193 to 558 code for a protein of 121 amino acids. NCBI's taxonomy places the organism in Eukaryota, Fungi, Ascomycota, Eurotiomycetes, Eurotiales, Aspergillaceae. The transcript has a single exon.
GCUGUCGUGGUGGCCGACGAGUGGCAUGGCCAAUUAGACGCAUGCGUUUCUAAUCGCUGCCAGCUGCAGCACUGCCAUCUGUGCGAAUUCAGCUGGGAGGAGACACGACAUCAUCGACGUCUCCGUUCGUGAUGGACCAUCACCGCCCAGGCCAAUUAGCGCCAUGCGUUGCUUAUAGCUGAAACUCGCAUAAUGGAUGCAUGGUCAUUCACGGCCACGAAGCAUCGAUAUGAUUUCCGCAGCCAGGUGUGGCAGAUCGCGGUGCAAGGGCCCCGGUCCAUGCACUGUUGGCUUUGCAGUGGGCCGGCAGAUAUCGGUGAUGCCCCACAUUGCGACCAUCGACGUCCAAUUGGCCGCAUUGGAUCUCCCAGUGUGAACAAUGAUCGACUGGAUGAUAAUGGGUUUGUGCUUGUUGGUGCUGGAGAGGCCCAGUGGGCCCUGCAUGGAGACGCUGCGCAGAUCGCAAUCUCGGGUGGCUGGCAUAGGGCAUCGCCAGGGCCCAAGAAUGGGACCAAUGGACCACCUCAGCUAAACCACCUACGUCACGACCUCUGCUGAAGGGAUUCCAAAUCUUCUGCAUCAUGCCCUGGCCUGUGCGAGCGUUGUGCGUGUGGUGCUGGGGAUGGCCACGCUGAGACGC